GCGCCGGGCCCAAGCGCAGAAUAGCUGGCAGGACCCUGGCGAAGGGAUGAGCCGGACUUAGCAGGUACUUCUCCCCAGCCUCUAGCAACCAAGAUUUGCUUUCUGCUUUCCCUAGACUGAGGUACUCACGACGGAGUUAUCCGAGGAGGAGAAAAUCUGUUCCUGCUGAGCCUAGACCGUCCCAGGAAUGCGAUGGCUGAGGAGCGGGCACCAGGGACCAGACUGAGGUUGGGUUUCAAACCAAGAUAUUGGAUUCUCCUGGUUAAAACACAGAGCUCUGAGUGCCUAACAGUGAAAAUGGCAUGAUCUGCAUUAACACCCCACAACUUGAAGGCAUGACAGUGAAGGGAGAUACAUGGACUUGUGGCACAUGGAAAUGUGUGCACAGACAAAGGAAAUCUAUAAUUAUUUAAAAAUUGGAAGGAAUUCUUCCUCACCAAAAUGGGUACAUUCUGUUCAGUUAUCAAGUUUGAAAAUCUCCAAGAGUUAAAGAGGCUGUGUCACUGGGGUCCUAUCAUAGCCCUUGGUGUUAUAGCAAUAUGUUCUACGAUGGCCAUGAUUGACUCUGUGUUGUGGUAUUGGCCCUUACAUAAAACUGGAGGAAGCAUGAAUUUCAUCAUGUUGAUAAACUGGACAGUCAUGAUUCUUUAUAAUUACUUCAAUGCCAUGUUUAUGGGUCCUGGCUUCGUCCCCCUGGGGUGGAAACCGGAAAAUUCUCAGGAUAGCAUGUAUCUCCAGUAUUGCAAAGUUUGCCAAGCAUACAAGGCUCCCCGUUCACAUCACUGCAGAAAGUGUAACAGGUGUGUGAUGAAGAUGGACCAUCACUGUCCUUGGAUCAACAACUGUUGCGGUUACCAGAAUCAUGCUUCAUUCACACUGUUUCUCCUUUUAGCACCCCUGGGCUGUAUUCAUGCUGCUUUCAUUUUUGUUAUGACUAUGUACACACAGCUUUAUAAUCGGCUCUCUUUUGGGUGGAACACUGUAAAGAUUGACAUGAGUGCAGCCCGGAGAGAUCCUCUUCCAAUUGUUCCAUUUGGAUUAGCUGCAUUUGCUGCCACCUUAUUUGCCUUGGGAUUAGCUCUAGGAACAACCAUAGCUGUUGGGAUGUUGUUUUUCAUCCAGAUAAAAAUAAUUCUCAGAAACAAAACUUCAAUUGAAUCAUGGAUUGAAGAGAAGGCUAAAGAUCGAAUUCAAUAUUAUCAACUAGAUGAAGUCUUUGUUUUUCCUUAUGAUAUGGAAAGUAGAUGGAAGAACUUUAAACAGGUAUUUACAUGGUCAGGAGUCCCUGAAGGAGAUGGACUGGAGUGGCCAGUAAGAGAAGGCUGCCACCAGUACAGCUUAACAGUAGAACAGUUGAAACAAAAAGCAGAUAAAAGAGUCAGAAGUGUUCGCUAUAAAGUAAUAGAAGAUUAUAGUGGUGCCUGCUGUCCUUUGAAUAAAGGAGUCAAAACCUUCUUCACAAGCCCCUGCACCGAAGAGCCUCGAAUCAGGCUACAGAAAGGGGAAUUCAUUUUAGCCACAAGAGGUUUACGAUAUUGGUUGUAUGGAGACAAAAUUCUUGAUGAUUCCUUUAUAGAAGGUGCCUCAAGAACAAGAGGAUGGUUCCCUAGAAACUGUGUGGAAAAGUAUCCCUAUGAUGCUGAAACAGAUCCAGCCCAAAAGGGCGAGAAGAAAAACAGAUAGCCACUGUUAAAGUUAUUCUUUAAGUCCAUUCCAUUACUUGAAAAUUGUACAUAUUACUAAAGAAUUAUGCAAUGAGCCUACUCUGGUUAAGGUGUUCUUUUCCUCAGAGGUGCCCUAGUGCCAUGAUUUAAAUAUUUUUAUUACCAUUUUUAAAUGGAGAAGCCAUUCUGCAUAUGCCUUUGAAUUCCUGCCCCCCUCUUUACUACCUUUUCCUCCCCCAAAAGGAAAUACACUUCACCUAAGUAAGUUAAUUGCAUUUUCUCUAGGAUUUUUUUAUGCACUGAACUCUGUGGACCUCACCUGCAGAUAUAGUUCCCCCUUUGCCAGGAGCAUCUGCAUGUGAUGCUUUUAUUCUUUUUUCCCCUCAGUUGAUAUUUCUUAUGUAAUAUUCUGAAUACUAUAGAACUUAAUUUGUCAGGUUCAAUAUAAUUACAAUUUUGUUACCUAUCUUUUAAUAAUGCAGAUUUUAUCAAAUCAAAUAAAGAUCAAUGA
This is a messenger RNA of Choloepus didactylus (southern two-toed sloth), 2175 nucleotides long. RefSeq names its product zinc finger DHHC-type palmitoyltransferase 6 (gene ZDHHC6). NCBI's taxonomy places the organism in Eukaryota, Metazoa, Chordata, Mammalia, Pilosa, Megalonychidae. Gene Ontology annotation, molecular function: palmitoyltransferase activity; protein binding. The transcript has 11 exons. Gene Ontology annotation, cellular component: Golgi apparatus. Bases 442 to 1683 code for a protein of 413 amino acids. The record is from RefSeq and is a predicted model, not a curated record. Gene Ontology annotation, biological process: protein palmitoylation.